This is a messenger RNA of Hansenula ciferrii, 381 nucleotides long. RefSeq names its product NADH dehydrogenase [ubiquinone] 1 alpha subcomplex subunit 6. The record is from RefSeq and is a predicted model, not a curated record. Gene Ontology annotation, biological process: response to oxidative stress. The transcript has a single exon. NCBI's taxonomy places the organism in Eukaryota, Fungi, Ascomycota, Saccharomycetes, Phaffomycetales, Wickerhamomycetaceae. Bases 1 to 381 code for a protein of 126 amino acids.
AUGCCUACAUUACCUACUGCGUUUGCUGAAACAACAAAGAGAAGUCUUAACAACAAGGAAUUGGGACAAAGGGUUCUUGGACUUUAUAGAAAAUACCUUAGAAGUGCCCCAGUUUUCAUUGAAUUAUAUGAAUUAGAUUUACCAAUUGGUGUUGUUAGAACAAAAAUUAGACAAGAAUUUGAAAGAAAUAGAUUUCAAAAAGAUAUUAAUAUUAAUAAUGUCUUGUUAGCAAAAGGUCAAAUGGAAUAUCAAGAAUUGAUUAAUUUUUGGAAACAAAAUGCACAUGUUAUGCGUUAUUUUGAACAUGAAGGUGAUACAAGAUUUUCAACUGAUGCUAGAUUAACUGAUUCAUUUGUUGGUAAAUUCUUAAAAGGUUAUUGA